Messenger RNA from Dreissena polymorpha, 2090 nucleotides. RefSeq names its product solute carrier family 46 member 3-like. Gene Ontology annotation, biological process: transmembrane transport. The transcript is spliced from 2 exons. Bases 167 to 1666 code for a protein of 499 amino acids. Lineage: Eukaryota; Metazoa; Mollusca; Bivalvia; Myida; Dreissenidae. Gene Ontology annotation, molecular function: transmembrane transporter activity. Gene Ontology annotation, cellular component: membrane. The record is from RefSeq and is a predicted model, not a curated record.
UAUCGCCGACGUCAUUGAAAGACGCUAUUUUUCUGCGCCAUUUUCAAAUCUGUGUUUUGAUUUGAGAUAAUUUUAUAAAAGGUGUUUGUGGAUAACUUGGAUAUCCGAUACUAUCAUUUGAUGUGUCAGGGGUCCAAAACAGGAAAAGAUUGAACGUCACGAUGAGAUGAUAUCUUCAACCUCAUUCCCAGCUUUUGAAUUUCUGAUUCCAUCAAUACUUACAGAUGUUGUGUUCUUCCUUUACAAGAGCGGCGAAUCCAUGCUCGACGCAUCCACACGGCCGUAUAUUGUCAAUGUCGUCUGCAAAAGAGACUUUCCCGCGAACAAAACAUUGUGCACGGAUCUGGACAAGUACCCAGAAAUUGAGGAUCAAGUUCAGAUAGAAGCUGGAAAAUAUUUAAUCUUCUACCGAGUUCUCGUCAAUUUUCCUGCUAUAUUUUUGGGACUAUUUUGCGGCGCAUGGAGCGAUAAAUAUGGCCGAAAAAUUCCGAUGAUUCUUCCAAGUCUUGGGAGCAUAUUUUCGAUAUUAUUCUAUAUUAUAAGUUUAUCAUCAACCAACAACGCUGUAGCAUUUGUUUUUCUGGGCGCAUUUAUACAAGGCUCAUUCGGAAAAAGUUCGUUAAUCACAAUGGCGGUUAACAGCUACGCAACUGAUAUCACAUGUGAAGAUGACAGAACGAGAAAACUGGGUAAACUUUUAGCAAUGAACUUCUUUGGUUUAUUUGUCGGAGCGUUGUUUUCGGGCAUUUUUCAAGAUAUAUCUGACCUACAGACAGCGUUUUGUGCCGUCAUAUUUGUUCAUGCAUCUGUCGUGUUGAUAAUCAUAACAGCCAUGCCAGAAACCGUCUCAAAUCCGGUUGCACGAGACGAGAGGCUCCAAACUGAGAAGAGUGAAUGCUGUGCAACGCUCGGUUACAUACGAGAAUCAAUGUAUGUGAUGACAAGGGAACGAGCGAAUCGUGGCCGUACUGUCAUUUUAAUAUUGUUUUUGAUAUCCCUUAUGAAUCAGACAUGCAAAGUUGGAGAAACGGACAUAACACUGUUGUUUGUAACAAGACGACCUCUGAACUGGCCAAAGUCGUGGUACGGUUAUUUAUUGUCAGUCGAUUACGCCGUUAUGGGUAUAUGUCUCAUUGUCGUCCUACCAAUUUUGUCAAAUGUACUCCUUGUACCAGACGCCGCAAUAGUGAUUAUAGGACUCGUGUGCAAAAUAAUCCGACUGUUGUGGGCGGGAUUUAUCCAAGAAUCAUGGAUGGUGUACGUGUCCGUUGUGAUUGGGUCGUUUUCCGGAAUGAUAACAUCUUCCAUCCGAUCGCUGGUCAGCAAAGCCGCCGACGAAAACGAACACGGCAAAGUCUUUUCAUUAUUAGCUAGUAUCGAAACGAUAUCAAAGCCACUUGGGACGCUAAUAUUCGUGUCUAUGUACGGUGCCACUGCGUAUUUCUUCCCCGGGUUCACUUACAUCAUCGAAGCCAUCCUGUACAUGGUGAUGACGGUGAUCGUGGUGUUGAACUUUAGAGUUAUGAAUAUGAUCGGAGCAGCAAGCAAGGAUACUUCGACAGAAGACGAACACUCGACCCAAAACAGCGAAUUGACUGCAUUUGUAUCUUAUGGUAAAGUUAAUAAUAAUGCUGCUGCUGCUGAUGAUGAUGAUGGUCUUGAAUAAGUGACACACAAAUGGCGUUCGCAUUUGGGUAUCAAUCACAGUAUGACUCAAUGUGAAACAUGUGACGAUAUUCUUAAACUUUGCAGUGAAGCACAUACAAGAACGCUUUCCAGUGCAUUUCAAGAUAGCGUACGUGGAUCUUGCGUUCUAGUCUAAUAGACAGGCUAAUCAUGUACGACAAUUUCUGCUUUUAUAGAAUUUUUCGUUUAAAUGAUGUCUUUUCUUAGCGAAAAUCCAGUUAAGGCGGAAAGUGUCGUCCCGGAUUAGCCUGUGCUGACUGCACAGGCUAAUCUGGGACGACACUUUACGCACAUGCAUUAUGCCCAGUACUGGAAGAUUGUGAUCAUAUAAUUAUUUUUUUCACAGAUUAUAUGUUAAAAAGUGAUAUGACUACUGCAUUCAUAUUAAUUUGAAUACCCCGUUA